AUGACUUCGAGCAGUAUUUCCCUCUACCAGCAGCAGGCGGUCAAGCUGCUUUCGCGGAAGAGCGUCGUGCUCGGCAUCCCCCUCGCCGCCGGUUCCAUAAUCCUGUUCCUGCAAUGGCGGAAGCGGAAAUCGCUGAAGCCGAAGCCGAAGCCCAAGUCGAGGCAGCCGGAAUCCGAGAAGAAGGGAGAGAAGACGGACGAGCUGUGGACGCAGCGCUCCAAUGGCAAGGCCACACCCAGUGCCGUCGAGGAGAAGAAGACCACAUCUGAGACGCCAUCUGCGUCGGCGCAAAACGGCUCCGCGCCCGCGCCCGCGCCUGCACCUGCACCUGCACCAUCUGCAGUAACACCAGCGCCCACCAGUAGCGAAUCGUAUGCCGCCGUCGCAGCAGCCCCGCCAUCUGCAGCAACGCCAUCACCGGUGCCGCAAUACUCCCCCAUUCGCUCCAAGCACUCGCAGGACGAUGGCGACGACCAACGCGUGACAGGCUUUGCGUACGCCAAGAGACCUAGGCUCGGCCGCGGCCGGUCGGUUGAGAAGUUUGCGUCGUACGAGCCGCUGCGGAAAGCGUCGGCGGAGCAGAGGGAACAAGAGGAGAAGCUGAGGAUCAAGGAGGAGGACGAUAAGGCUGCCGCUGCCGCCGUCGCUGCGUUUAGCCCGCCCGCUUCUGUUGCCGCCGCUGCUGUUCCUGAGCCUGAGCCUGAGUUUGAGCCCGUGCCUGCGCCUGCUGUGCCUGCUGUCGCUGCUGUGGUGCCGGAGGAUGAGGAUGUGCCGCCUGAAGCACCCCUUCCCGCCGCUCCCGUGGCUGCAUCCGACGCGGCGCCGCAGGAAUCCGUCGCUCCCGAGGAGACACCCGCUGAGAUCAAGGUGAACGGCUGGCAUCACGAGGAUGAGGAGUGGCAGCCCGAGCCCGUCCGCGACAUGCGCCGGUCCUCCAUCAUCGCCACGUUCGAGAUCACCACGUCGAGCGAGCCUGCAAAUCUGUCGCCGCCCGGCACCGCCGCGUUCGACGCGUCGCGCCGUCCGUCUGUCGUGACCACUAUCAGCGCCGAGCCGCCCAUCAACGAGGAAGAUGAAGACGACAGCAUGGUGUGGGAGGACGAGGCCGAGGCCGACGCUGACGAAACGCCUGCUUUCGCAGGUCGCCGCGAGUCCGUCACCGUUGAGACCGCCAUCGAGAUCGCCGAAGCUUGGUCGAACGGCAUGAAUGGCACCAUCCAGGAAGAAGAAGAGAACGCGCCUGCGCAUGGAGUUUCAACCACCAUCUCCGGCCCCAUCCCAGUGACUUCUUCUUCUUGGCAAGACGACGAGUAUGAUGAGGAAUUGGCGCCCGAGGAUCCCGUCCCCGAGCCUGCUGCUUCCACGGCGUUGGCGAAGGCAAUGGAGAACGGUGUGCAGGGUGACGAGCAGGCCAAGCGUACUGAUAGCCCGUUGGCGAGCAAGCCGGUUGUUGUGGCUGCUGCGGCGGGCGUCCCGGCACCACAGUCCGCGGUCGUCGAGGAGAUCAGGGAUGUCGUGGACAGGUCGCCGCUGGCGCACUUGCCGGGGAUGGGUAUUCCGAACCGCGCAUGA
Molecule: messenger RNA, 1572 nt
Organism: Diplodia corticola
Lineage: Eukaryota; Fungi; Ascomycota; Dothideomycetes; Botryosphaeriales; Botryosphaeriaceae
Exons: 2
Coding region: 1-1572 (523 amino acids)
Source: RefSeq, a predicted model, not a curated record